CCAAUCCUUUACAAAAUACCUUUAUAUGCUCUAGAUUAAUAUUAUGAAGACUGUAACAGUUCCCUUAGGUUAGUAUGUUUUGGGAGGCGCCCACCAGGUCACGUUAGGAUAGGCUUCCCGCCCCCAAAAUCCACAUGAUGAGGCGGGGGCUCUAGGAAGCCAGCACUCUGUAGAUGCGCAAUCAACGUAAUAAAAUUCAUAAUAUUAAAGAUGAAGAGCUAUAGUCCAUGUAGUGAUAUUCUAAAAGCUUUACCCCUAUAUGAUGAGCUAGUGCUGAUUUAAAUAGAUAGAGACUGAAGGAUGACCAGGGAUUCUGAGAGGCUAUUUUGUACUGGUGGACUCUAGUGGGUAGAUCAGGAGUUAGAACAAAUAGGUCUGAAGGAGCGAUUGCAGAUUUAUUACGAAAGAUCUGCCAGUACUUGAUUAUGUUCAUUAUUGUGUGGGGGGGAUUUAGCUUACAGUUUAUUUUGGGGGUCUGGGGGAGCACACAUUACACAACUUAUGCUUCCAUUCGCUUAAAUUUAAGCACAUAUAGAUAAAUUUUAUUAUCAGGGAUACAUACAACAAGUAUAUUUUUCCAAAUAUAAUAUAGAUACAAGGAUAUAGCGUUUUUUAGACCUUUACUCACUAUGCUUCCAUUCACUUUACUCUCUUAUGCUUCCAUUCACUUAAAUUUAAGCACAUAUAGAUAAAUUUUAUUAUCAGGGAUACAUACAUUUUUCCAAAUAUAAUAUCGAUACAUGCAAGGAUAUAAUGUUUUUUUUAUUCCUGGUGCUACUUACACAUGUAUCCUUAGUUGUAUAAUCACACUCUGUACUGUCUGGGGGUUGGGACGGCAUGCUCCUCCCUUUCAUGGCAUGGCUCAAACCGUUUCUGAUCUUGUAGCAAGACAAAACACACACACACUCAGGAGGGCAGGACUGUCGGCCUUUCACUGCCGCAGGACCACAUACACAUAUAGGAGGGCAGGAUUGCUAGCCUUCUGCUCCUGCUGGGAAGAUGAGGUCACAGCUUCAUGGCUUACAUCCUGUACCUAUUGUAUACAGGUAAGAUACCAUACUAAAAAAAAGGGUGCGGCUGCUGAGGUGAGGCAGGCGAGCUCGGGGCUCGAGGGCACCGUUGCCAGAUUAUCGUACUCCAGAGCCGCGUAAUUACCGGUUUCUGGCUUUAACUGUUGCCAACAAGCACCAAUAAUUAACCAUUUAAACGAUAUCCAUAUAUGAAGGCAGUUAUUUGGGUGAUGAAAGCAGUUUAUUGGGUCGGAAAUCGGCAAACAUAAAAGGCUGAGUACGACAAUCUGGCAACGUUGCUCGGGGGGACCGAUUUUUCCAGUGUUUUGGAGUGGGCCGAGUAGCGCAUAUAAACACAGGUCGGCGCAUGCGCAGUAGAGGGGGGAACAGGGGGGAACGUUCAGUCUGCCACACCGCUACAAAGGCCUGGGGGCGGAUUCUGAAACGAAGUUACGGCGUCGUAUCUGCUUAAGGCGCCGCAAGUCCGGCCGUAGCGCUUCCGCUGGUAUACUCAAAACACCGGCGCGGCCAUUUUGAGGAGAGUUACGGCGCCGCAGGUUAAGGCGGGUGUGGGCCGCCCUAAGUGAGUUACGGCCUCCUCUCCCUGCACGCCUUCGCUGCUACAAGUGGAACCUAUACAGCCUUUAUACAGGUAUGAAAUGCAUAUAAACGAUGUUUACGUAGUUAUACUACUUAUAGAACUGUAAGAAGUGAAUGAACUACCAGUAAGAUGUUUAGUAAUACAGUAACUAGGAAGUUUGGUGAAAACUUGUGAGAGGGCUUCCCACUGCCUCUUGCAAUGAUACAUUUUUAUUAUGUGGAGUUGCAAAGAACCGGUAGUAGAUAGGUAUGUUGCCAUGUUCCUAUACGCACAGCAUCACAAUUGAAAACGGAGUAAAUAUAUAUGCAUUCAGUUUACGCGCACGACACCAUUUUCCUCAUAUUUGCCUUCCUAAAUCCUACAAACUUGGGGAUCCAUCCCCCAUCCUUAGCAACGUAGUAUCUUGCACGCGUGGGUGAGCAGGGACAUCACUGUGUUGCAAGUGUUGUAUAUAUACCAUAGUGCUGAUAAAUGUUAAAGGUAACUUUUCACAAAAAUGGUGUUAUAGCUUGCAUAUAGAAUACAGCAUCGUCUGAAUGUCUGAGGUUAUGAACAAAGGUAGGUUAGGUUUGUGUCAGUGCUGUUAGCAUUAGUAGCUCCUCUUCCGAAAAGUUUGGCCUCCUUUUCUUCGUAGGGGGCAAGGUAGGGGGUGAGGAGAGAGGCUCCAUUGUCGUGAGAGGGUGGGCACCGCGGGAACGUUCGCACAACAGCUGAUUUGUGUUUAUAUCCCGCGAUUGGUCGACGCUUCCUAUUUGCCGACUAGAACUUGCCCCUGAUUGGCCACUGAGACGCGGCCGCCUUACAGCGGCGCGCGCCCUAAGGUCCCCUUACGACGGCCUUAAAAAGUUUUGAGUAUGGGAAAGGAAUGCAGAGAUACGGUGCCGUAGCGCGGCCGUAGCCAACGGCGCCUUAGUGAAGUUAAGGCAGCGCGCGGGCCUUAACUUACGGCCCUUCUCAGAAUCCGCCCCCUGGGGGCGGAUUCUGAAACGAAGUUACGGCGCCGUAUCUGCUUAAGGCGCCGUAAGUCCGGCCGUAGCGUUUCCGCUGGUAUACUCAAAACACUGGCGCGGCCAUUUUGAGGAGAGUUACGGCGCCGCAGGUUAAGGCGGGUGUGGGCAGCCCUAAGUGAGUUACGGCCGCCUCUCCCUGCACGCCUUCGCUGCUACAAGUGGAACAUACAGCUUUCAUACAGUGGUGCGCUGACCGGUGACUGAUUCUGUGUCUACUCCACAGCCAUGGAACUUCUGGCAGCACAUCUCUUUGAACGAAAUCUGAGGCGUGAGAGGAGAUACAGAGAUCCACUUGACCCUCUUCAAGUGUGCGACGAGCACCUUCUGAGGCACUAUAGGAUGCCUCGGCAUGAGAUUCUCAGACUCUGCGACGAGCUGUCUCCACUGUUAUCACGGGCAACAAAACGGGCUCAUGCUAUACCCACUCACACGCAGGUGCUUGUAACUCUGCGUUUUCUUGCAAGUGGCACUUUUCAAAAUGUUAUCGCUGAUACCACAGGACUCACUCAACCAAGUGUGAGUCGAAUAAUUUCUAGUGUGACCAACAUCCUAUAUGAGAAGGCUAAAAUGGAAAUUAAAAUGCCAACCAAUAUCUAUGAUGUGAACAGAACAGCAGCCGCAUUUAGUUUUAUAGGUGGUUUCCCCAGAGUAAUUGGUGCCAUAGAUUGCACACACAUACCUAUUAAGGCACCUAUUGAAAAUGAACAUAUUUAUGUAAAUAGAAAGAGUUUCCAUUCUCUGAAUGUGCAAGUCAUUUGCAAUGCUGAGAUGCUGAUUACCAGCUUCAGUGUCAAGUAUCCUGGUGCCACAAAUGAUGCCUUCAUUUGGAGAAAUUGCCCUUUAAGAGACAGAUUUGAGGCUGGGACCUUCAGAGAUUUUCAUCUGUUAGGAGACUGUGGAUAUCCUCUUGAACCAUACCUGCUGACACCCUUCCAUGACCCCAUGACUGAAGGUGAGCGGCAGUACAACAGGAGCCACAAAACUACAAGGGUCAUCAUUGAACAAACCUUUGGUGUCCUGAAGUCUCGCUUUCGCUGCCUUCACCGUUCAGGUGGAUCGCUGCAGUACGACCCCAAGAAGUGUGCUAAAAUAGCUGCUACGUGCAUGUGGCUCCACAAUAGGUGCAUAAGAAGAAGAAUUCCAAUGAUCGCACCAGUUGGGAAUGAUGAUGGUAUGAAUAAUGACAAUGACAUCAUACAUGGUGAUCACAACCCCACAGGGCAAGAUGUGAGGAGGGAAAUAGUUGAGGGCUUUUUCACCUAAAUGUAGACAGUUCAGUGACUAAGUGAUAUUAUGGUGCAUAUAGUAGUUGAAAUAAAUAUCUCAUUUGAAGAGGUAAUUCUAUUUGUACUUUUAUGUUACAUAGCAGGUGACAUAAAUAUGAUCUCAUUUAAUAACAGAUCCUGAACACUUUUGAUAUUUUGUUACUUACAUUUUAAUGCUAAAU
Eriocheir sinensis (Chinese mitten crab) is the source of this 4068-nucleotide messenger RNA. Its product is annotated as putative nuclease HARBI1. The record is from RefSeq and is a predicted model, not a curated record. The coding region runs from base 2847 to 3884 and encodes 345 amino acids. The transcript is spliced from 2 exons. Lineage: Eukaryota; Metazoa; Arthropoda; Malacostraca; Decapoda; Varunidae.